Molecule: messenger RNA, 1390 nt
Organism: Photinus pyralis (common eastern firefly)
Lineage: Eukaryota; Metazoa; Arthropoda; Insecta; Coleoptera; Lampyridae
Exons: 6
Coding region: 95-1390 (431 amino acids)
Source: RefSeq, a predicted model, not a curated record
UUCAAAAUUGCGCCAAUAUCAUAGCAUAGUCGUCUUUACUCUGUAUUCAGUCGGUCAAGUGAGUGUUAAAAGAGGGUAAAAAACAACUGUGUGUAUGGAUCAACUUGUGACAAACCUCCUUACAAAUUGGGGGUUCUUCCAAUAUAUUGAUGUGUUUGCAGAAAACCGAAUUGAUACCACAGCACUGACCUUACUGACAGAAGGUGAUGUCGCAAAUCUAGUGCCAGUACUAGGGGACAGAGUUAAACUGUUAGCUCAAUUAACGUUGUGGAAAGCCGACAAUGAGUGUUCAAACAUAAACAGGCUCUCCACUGAGAAGAUUAGUAUUGAGGGAUCAGGUACGGAUCCAGGCAGCCCCCAAUCCUUCCUCACAAAUAUUUCGAGCUUUAUUCGAGAUAACUUUGUGGAAUCUCCACUCCAACAAGUUGCAGCAGGUUCACUUGAGGAACAGAAUUUGCUGUCGCCUCAACACGAGAUUCCACCAACACAUCCCACACCCCCAACACCUAUCUUGGAACAAGAUGAUGCGGCACAUGUAAGGAACGUUCUGCUAAGCAGUCUGCAGGGCCGUAUUAUAUUAAGCAGCGAGGCUGCCAAAACUGGCCUUCUCCAUCAACGACAAAGAAAGGAGAUUGUAAAAUUAUUAAUUAAUCACGAAUUUGAGCGCAAUCCCCAAGUUCAUAUUACAUUCGCACGGUUCCAAACCCUCGCCAGAGGCAUUGCACAGCUUUUUAACUGUGAAUCACCAGUGCUGUACUAUACAGCAUACAUUUCUGCCCAACAAGGAAAGCCCAAGAGAAACCCAUCCGGCAGUCUGUAUAAUUAUUACUUGAGACAGAGACGUAACCUUAUUAGCAAGCAGGCAGUAGAACCCUUUCGGAAGCGGAAAGGCACCUCUAGCUCCACAACCUCAGAGAACUCGGGAACAGAGAAUAGGAAGGAAGCUCCCAUUGAUUUAUCCACCCUUGGUGCGGGCGAGAGUGAAAGGGUAGAAGAGUCAAUACUUUUCUGCCAAACCGCAGUGGAAGGCGCAACACCUUGGGAGGAAGUGGAACGCCAUUGGGGUUGCACAACUAGGGCCCGGCUGGCGAAACUAUAUCAUAAUCCUGGGAAUCUUCAUGAUUAUAUUGAAGAGUUUCCCAUACUUAAGGGACCCAGCGGAUAUCGACUCUUAGCGUUAGAUUAUCAACGGAUUUUUCCCGACAAAGACGAAGCCUUGCUCCGUGAAUCACUGGAGAGUGUAAGCACAAAGAUUCUUCAGAAGGCCGCCACGAAAUGUACCACUACGAAGGACGAAUUCCUUAAAGAGAACAUUCAGACCUGCCUAUCAAGUGUUGACGAGGUGAAUAUCGAGAGUAAACUAAACACCAGCCUUCUCCUCCUGCCGUAG